AUGGAUUCACAGACCAUACGAUAUCUAGCACAACUUGAUGCUGAGGAUGAACAAAGAGAAACUGAUGAGAUCAUUGAGGAGAGUGAAGCAGAAAAUCAAGAAGCAGCAGAAAGUGAGACUAGAACUCAAUCAAUUCAACCGACUCUCACGGUAUUUCAAUCUAACAAAUGCUUAAAGGCUAAUGUUUGGAAAGAGUAUAUACCAGUAGGUGAUAGGGAAGAUGGAAAGAAAAUGGGUCGUUGCAUGCAUUGCCAGAAGAAAUUCUGUAUAGAGAUUAGUCAAGGAACAUCUGCUGUUACACGUCAUUUAGAAGUUUGUCCAAUGAGAGGUGAAAAGAGUGAAGUUGCUAGGAAGUAUGAUCCAAAGGUAGAUCGUGAUAUGAUUAAUGAAAUUAUAAUCUAUCAUGAUCUGCCUUUCAAGUAUGUGGAAUAUGAGAAAGUAAGAGCUAGGGACAUAUACUUGAAUCCGGAUUGUCACCAUAUCUGUAGACAGACAGCUGGGGCAGAUGUUCUUAAGAGAUUUGAGCUGGAAAAGGUUAAGUUGAGAAAGAUUUUUGCUAAUCACAAAGGUAGAGUGUGUUUUACAUCUGAUAUGUGGUCAGCUAGAACAACAAUGAGGAGUUAUAUCUGCUUGACUGCUCACUUCGUUGAUGAUAGCUGGAGAUUGCACAACAAAAUUUUAGCUUUCUGUGAGUUUGAAGCUCCACAUACUGGUGAGGAAAUAGCUACAAAAGUUUUGGAUUGUUUGAAGGAGUGGGGUUUAGAGCAGAAAGUUUUCUCGUUCACCCUGGAUAAUGCUACCAGUAAUACUAGCAUGCUUGGUAUUCUUAAGAAUCGUCUUACAUUGGCUAAUAGAUUGCCCUGCGAUGGAAAGUUUUACAUAAACAGUGUAAAGUUUGUGAAAGCAUCUGGAGCAAGGAUAGAUUCGUUUGCAGCUUAUAGUAAGAGUUUAAAGAUAGAUAUGAAGGCUGGGUUGUCUUUAGAUGUUCCUACUCGCUGGAAUUCAACAUAUCUUAUGCUUGCCAGAGCUUUAAAGUAUCGUAAGGCAUUUAUAAGUCUGCAACUGUGUGAUAGGAACUACAAGACACUUCCUUCAGAGGCUGAAUGGGAGCGUGGAGAGAAGAUCCGUGAUCUGUUGAAACCUUUUAACACCAUCACCACUUACUUUUCAGGCGUGAAGUAUCCUACAGCCAAUAUUUACUUCAUGCAGGUGUGGAAGAUAGAAUUGCUGCUAAAGAAAUUUUCAGUUUGUGAUGAUAUUGAUGUGAGGUUAAUGGCUUUGAAGAUGAAAAACAAGUUUGCUAAGUAUUGGGAUGAAUAUAGUGUCGUUUUAGCAAUGGCAGCUGUCUUAGAUCCAAGGUUCAAGACUCAAAUACUCCAACAAGCUUAUGACAGUCUGUAUAUGUUCAUCACAUACGUAGAGCACGAGUAG
Microthlaspi erraticum is the source of this 1431-nucleotide messenger RNA. Lineage: Eukaryota; Viridiplantae; Streptophyta; Magnoliopsida; Brassicales; Brassicaceae. The record is from the annotation of a GenBank genome assembly.